AGCCGCCCUUCACUCUUCCCAUACCAACACCCACCACCACCGCCUGAAGCUUGUUUCUUUUAACAGCCAUUUCAAUAUGAGUGACCGGAAGCGAGCCCUGGAGGGCAAUGGAGAGUCGAGCAUGGCGAAAAAGUUCAAAAGGUUUGUACUCUCAUAUAUAUCUAACAUCUUGUACUGAUUCUCUCUCAUUUAGCGAACCUGUGAGUGGUCCUUCCCUUCUCUAUACCUAAGACGUCCGCCAAUGGGUCCGCCUCCCCUUCUCUGACGUCUACAGAAGCUCUCAUUGCCCAGAAGAGGGCUGAAAUUGCGGCCAAGAUAGCUGCGAUGAGGAAGACUGCUACUCCGUCUAAAGUCGCAACGCCGAGCCCUCUUUCUACGCCAGUCUUGUCACACGGUGCCUCGCCGUCGCCCGGUCCUGGUUUGCCAGCUGCGGACGAUGUAUCUCGAAGAGUUGCCGAAGCUAGACGAUUGGUGGCAGAGGCUCAGAGCAAGUUGGCAAUCAAGGACAACCCUUACAUGACUCUUGCACGAACGGGGAAAAGUAAGACGACACCACCCGAACCUGCUCAGCAAGGUGCUGGCUUGAAGAUGGCAGCCCAUCCUCUCCUUUUGGACACCACUAUCCCAGCACCGCAAUCCAAGAAGGACAGGUACAAGCCUAUGCAGCCAAAGUUUGCUUCUAUCAAGGCCAACGUACGAAAUGCGCCCACGCCUCCUCCAGCCCCUACUCCCGUACCUAUCGAAUCCAAGACGAAUCCGUAUGCUGCUGGCUCAUCCGCAGUUCCCGAUAGUGGAUUCGAAGGCGCACCUAGGGAACGUGUUGGGCGUUCUUUUAGGUUCAACCCCAAAGGCAAAUAUGUGCAAAUUGCGAACGAAAUUCGACGAGAAGCGCAGCUGGAGCAAUUGAAGCAAAGAAUCGCUGAAAGUGCAAAGAAGGCGGGUUUGGACUCCGAGUUUGAGACGCUGGAGAAGAAUAUUCGGCGUGACGCACCUCCAGAUACAGAGUGGUGGGACGCUGCCCUCCUUCCCACCAAAUCUUACGACGAUUUGCAGCAGUAUGGUGUAUCACAAAUGAACAUUCGCAUUCCCAAUUCGCCUAUCACUAUUUAUGUUCAACACCCUAUUCCAAUACCCGCCCCCGCUGACAAGAACAACACGGUUGUAAAGCCUCUGAAAUUGACCAAGAAGGAGCAAAAGAAGAUGAGGAAACAACGACGUCAAGCGGAGUUGCAAGACAAGCGCGACCGGAUCCGUAUGGGUCUCAUACCCCCUGAUCCCCCCAAAGUCCGUCUGGCGAACCUCAUGAAGGUCCUCACCUCGGAUGCCGUGCAGGAUCCUACGCGUGUAGAAGCUCGUGUUCGACGAGAAGUCGCGAUACGCAAGCAUACUCACGAGAAGAUGAAUGUGGAGCGGAAACUCACGGAGGAACAAAAGAAAGAGAAGAUCGAGAACAAGAAAAUGGAAGAAGAGAAGAAGGGUAUCUAUGGCGCGCUCUUCAAGGUAAAGACACUCUCGGACCCUUCACACCGUUUCAAAGUGCGCAAGAACGCCGAACAAAUGGGCCUUACUGGCGUUUGCAUCUUCCAUCCCAAUUUCGCCAUGGUCUACGUUGAGGGUGGAUCAAAGUUCAUUCGACAAUAUAAACGACUCAUGCUCCACCGCAUUGCAUGGACGGAAGCGGCUCGCGAACGUGGUGCAGAAGAGGUUGAGAUUGAGCGUGGGGAAGAUGAAGAAACCACUGCUGCUGCUGAAGCCAGUAAGAGUGCAGGUGAACCGCGAGUGUCCCUGGAGGAUAACAAGUGUUAUUUGAUUUGGGAAGGGCAGUUGAGGGACCGGGCGUUCAACAACUUCAAGCCGAAGAGUUGCCCGACGGAUGCUGCUGCGAAGGAGGUCCUUGGUACCAAGUUGUCGGGAUAUUGGGACCAGGCGAAGAAUUGGAAGCCCGAGGAAGAGGAGUUGUUCUGAGCUAUUGUUGGUCUUGUCAUGCUCGUCCUAGAUGUCCUCGACUUAGGUUGUAUAUUACAGUGGCCUGGCCAUGGUUCAGAGGCCUCGCACAGUUCGAUUCCACAUAUAGCCAUCGUAAUCCAUGCUUUCAUUGACUGCAUGUAUUAAUCUUGCGGGUUUAUACCUUGCUGCGUAUAUACGUUGUACAAUGAUCUAUACUUUUUAUGGAAUUAGGCGAUAAGCUCUCCUUUGGUUCAGUG
Messenger RNA from Somion occarium, 2204 nucleotides. The record is from the annotation of a GenBank genome assembly. Lineage: Eukaryota; Fungi; Basidiomycota; Agaricomycetes; Polyporales; Cerrenaceae.